Molecule: messenger RNA, 2800 nt
Organism: Capsicum annuum
Lineage: Eukaryota; Viridiplantae; Streptophyta; Magnoliopsida; Solanales; Solanaceae
Product: exocyst complex component EXO84A
Exons: 7
Coding region: 133-2544 (803 amino acids)
Biological process (GO): Golgi to plasma membrane transport; exocytosis; intracellular protein localization
Cellular component (GO): exocyst
Source: RefSeq, a predicted model, not a curated record
UGUCUUCAUUCGGCAGUGUCUAACGUGAAAAUCAAAGUUUUAACCCAUAAUAUAUUUUUACAGAAAAUGCAAAAUGGCUUGUUUAAACAGGAGUAGUAAUACUAGUACCAUUCCUUCCAAUAUAAUCUCCUCAUGGACGCUGUUGUUACUGCUGUUGCUGCUUCUUCGACUUCAAGGUUUCGGUUCCCUGCUGAUGACGAUUCAAGCGAUGAUCAUUCCGCUGUUGACUUUUCGUCCGUCUCCAGUGAAUUUGAUGCUGAUACACAGCUCCACUCCAUGACUGCUAAGGGAAUUACUCACCUUUGUUCAGAACUCCUUGAGUUGAAAAGAGAGUCUGAGGAAGAUUUUCAGAAAAUCAUCGUCACAAGUUAUUCAGCAUUUAUUGGGAUAUUUGAAGGGACAAAAAAUCUAGAGAGUGACUUAUUGCAACUGAAGUAUCAGGUUGCAAAGCAGAGAGGGCUCAUAAAAGACCUUACAAAUGGUGUUUUUCUAAAGUUUCUUGCAGAGGAGAGGAUAGAAUCAAAUCUUGAAGACAGUUUACCAGAUUAUAUAUCUUUGUGCAGCAUUAUUGAUGCUCACACAACCGAGAUUUCUGAAAUUCUGGAUGAUCUUCUUUCGGAACAUAAAUUGGAUGAAGCUAUUUCUUUCUUGGAGAAGGAAGCUGAGUUCUUCAAAGAUCGCCAGAUGAUGGAGAACCCUUUAACGGAUGAACUGAUGUGCUAUAACUCUAAAAUAUCAGAGAAGACAUCCAUGAUUGCAGAUCAGUUGACACUAGUAGCUAAAAAUCCUCGCAUUUCUGCACCUGAACUGCAGAAAGCAUUGGUUGGACUCCGUAGAAUUGGUGAAAGUGAUCUUGCAACUCAAUUGUUGCUUAAGUAUUAUCAUUCACGUAUUGCAGCUGUCACACAUGGUUUGUUUUUUUUGAAGUCCUAUACACGUGAAGUAUAUCUCCGAGAAGUCUCGAAGUUUUUAUUUUCCAUGAUCUCCCAAGCAGUUAAAAGUUUCACCCUCUUGCAUGGCGAGAAUUCUCCUUAUGAGUCGGAAUUACAUCGAUGGGUAAUGGAACAAUCUGCAAUUUUUUCAGUCUGUUUCAAUAAUUAUGUUAUAUCCAUGGUAGAGCCAAGUACUGGCCUAUCAACUGCAGUGGAGGCUGUACAAUCCACAAUGGCUUAUUGCUCUUUGUUAGAGGCACAGGGAAUUGAAUUGCAAUCAUAUUUUAUAGAGAAUCUCCGUCCCUGCAUACGAGAGGUCUUCCAGAUCCAUAUACAACACUUUAAGAAAGUGAUCGGUAUCUUCGCCUCAUCUGAGACUUGGGUUCUGGGAAAAUAUUUAGUAUCAGGAAUUCUAUCUCCUGAUAGUUUUUCCACCAGCAGUGGCCAGCUGUCAGAAUAUUGUCUGCUUGCCAACAGUGGUCGGAAGUUCAUAACACUAAAUCAGGCUAUACUUGAAGAAGUUUUUCCUCUAAUCCAACUACAUAUGGAAGGCUUAAUUCUGAGAGGCCUUCUGGAUCUUUUUGCAGAGUAUACUGGUAUUCUCGAAAGCGCACUUAUGAGUCAGUCUGAAGUUGAGGAAGUCGAUUCAAGAAUCAAUAUUGCUGAGUCAGUAGAACAACAAGUUUCUCUUUUAUCUAACUUAUCAAAACUCGCACAAAUCUUUUCCAAUAUGAUUAGGAGGGCGUUCAGUGACACCCACCACUUGCAGUUUGAGGUUGAUAACUAUGAGCUCUUCGUUAAUGAGAACUGUGGUCGUCUAAGAUCUCAAUUCUGCAAGCAGUUAAUUCUUAAAUCCUGUCCUCUUGAGAGUGGCCAUAGAUGUAGUCUUCCUCCAGAAUGUUACACUGAUUUAGAGCCCUCUGCUUCUUACAAGGAAUUGUAUUUCGCGUUAAGGAAUCUAAAAGAUCAUGCCGAUGGUGCUCUUAUUGAAAUGAAUUGGUUAAAGGAUCUAUUCAUUGAGCUGAUGGAGAUGAUGUUUGAUACAAUUUUGGAUAAAGAAGAAAUUUUGAAAAUCACUGAAGAGCAUUUUCCCAAUGAAUGUUGUGGCAAGUUUAUACAGCUUACUCUUGAUAUCCACUUUCUCCUUGAAAUUGCUAAAUGGGGAGGAUACUUAUCUGAUACCAUCAUGAAUGCCUAUUUGGAUUCUGAAUCUCGUAUGAAAUCCGUAUUCCUCUCUGCUGGAAUGGAUCUUGAAAGGCACAUGAUCUAUGUCGGAUGGGCGACAAAGAAUGCUAUUGAAACCUUGCAGAGAUUGCAUGAACUUGAUAAAACGGAAAUGCUUAGCAGUGAGUUAAUUGAUAAUACUGAAGAAGAAACAGGAACAUCUGCUGAAUCGUUUGGGAGCAUUGAUUCUACCAAAUCAGAAGAGGUGCCAAGGCCCCUGGCUCACGCACUAGAGGUUGCAGGUUGUAUCAAGACCGGGGAUAUAGUUAUUGUACCUAAGGAAGGUGAUGCUAGUGUUGAAGAACAAAAUGGCUUUCAUGAUAGUAAUAUCGUUGUUGAAGCGAAACGGACUUGUGUUGAAGUCGAAGGAAACCAAAGCGAUCCAUAGAACUCUGAAAAGGCAAUUGGAAAUGUCAUCAAUUGAUAUGGAGAUAUCUUCAGUGGCACAAAACUAGCAGCCCAUACAUAUAUUCUGCAGAUACAUGAGAAGUGAGGUAGUUAAGACUUAACUUAAGACGGACUAAACAAUUUUAUGACUCUGAAUUCAAUCCUCUCGUCUCUCUCAUUGAGAGGGGGACAAAAGAGGACAAUAGUAGAGUUACAAUUUCAGUCCAUAUUUGUAAAAUUAGUCCAUUUAAUCCCUA